AUGUCGGGCGAGAGUGUCUUCAAUCUUAUCGAGCCCGAGGUGGAGGUGCCUCCGCCUCAACCACGGCACAAGUCCAAGUACAGCGGAAACAAGGCAGCCCCACCGACCGCGUCGACCUUUGGCAUUCACGGAACGAGUGCCGUUGUGGCGAACAUGGGUGGCGAGGUCACGGAGCCGUCCAUUCACCCAGCAAAGAAACCUGUAGGCAUCUUUGGGCGGGAUACGGGCUCCACGGUGAAGCCUGCAGACUUCCUCAAGAAAAAUGAAGGCCCGCUAACCGCCAGUCGAGGGGCAGCGACGGUAAACAAGACACGAUUCCUCAAGAGUGCGAAGGAUGUCGCAAGGUUGAAGGAUGAUAUUCCGGGUAGGCACGACAAACCCAUCAUGGGACUGAAAACUGACAAAAACUACGUGGUGGCAAACGCCGUAGAAAGCGUCCUCGCCAUACCGAGCAAAUGCAUCCCGCCGCCGGAGAAUCGUGCGGUGGACCGCGAGGAUUUUGGAAAAGUGCCGACCUACUUGGGUGAGGUCAAGGCUGAGAUUGAGGAGCGUCAUGCCUUGGUGGCGAGACUUAAGGCCGCGCAGCGGGAGGCAGAGGAGCGGUGGUCGGAACUCUCGGCGGAGGAGCUUGAGCAGCUGCGACAAGGACUGCAGCGACGGUGGGACGGGCUGAAUUCAGAGUAUCAGUCCAGGGGAUUCAGCAAACUUCAAACUCCCUUGCAAAAGGCCCACCAUGAGGCUCUAGGGAAGGAACUCAAUGCGGUGGAGUUUGCAAUGCACAAACUGAGCCGUGCUCACGUUUUUGUGUACGAUGACCAACGCUAA
This is a messenger RNA of Trypanosoma conorhini, 825 nucleotides long. Its product is annotated as enkurin. The record is from RefSeq and is a predicted model, not a curated record. Gene Ontology annotation, molecular function: calmodulin binding. NCBI's taxonomy places the organism in Eukaryota, Euglenozoa, Kinetoplastea, Trypanosomatida, Trypanosomatidae. The transcript has a single exon. The coding region runs from base 1 to 825 and encodes 274 amino acids.